Molecule: messenger RNA, 2181 nt
Organism: Nannospalax galili (Upper Galilee mountains blind mole rat)
Lineage: Eukaryota; Metazoa; Chordata; Mammalia; Rodentia; Spalacidae
Gene: Dusp23
Product: dual specificity phosphatase 23
Exons: 2
Coding region: 926-1378 (150 amino acids)
Biological process (GO): cilium assembly; protein dephosphorylation
Molecular function (GO): protein tyrosine/serine/threonine phosphatase activity
Source: RefSeq, a predicted model, not a curated record
UGUAAUGGGGAGAUGUAGGAACUGUGAAUAAAAUUAAAACACAUAGGACAAGAGAUUGGUUACGUGAACAGAGUGCCAUUUCCUGUUUAGGAAACAGUGUUGUGGUGUUAAAAAAUGCUGGGGCACAGUCAUUUCCUUAACCUCUCCAGUGCCUCAGUUUUCUCAUGUCUAAAAUGGGGCCAUUUAGAUCAAUCAUCAUUAACUAUGACAGCUAAUUAAUACAGGAAAAGUGAAACGUGCACAAAGAAAUGCUCAAUAAAUGUUAGUUAUGUCACUGAGUCUUAUUACGGUAUUACCCGGGGCAAUUCAAGGUGCCAGAUAGCAGCCCCAUAUUUUUUUAACAGUCCCAGCAAUGUGAAAAUGAAAAUAAGUGCCUAAAAGAUAAUAAUUGCCCCCCAUUGGAAGAACUUAAGAAGUCAUCAACGACGACUGCUCAGUCAUUGGAGAGGAGAUUCCUUCCCCAAGGCGGAAGUAGAUUUGUCCUGUUAAACCCUUGUGUUUCCUGUGAAGGAAGGGGAGUCCAGGCCCUUUAGAGACAAGGGCAGCUGGUCCUCGAUGCAAUGAAUGCAGCACACCACCAGGGAGCAGCAGAGUCCAACCCCAGGCGGUUUCAUCUACAGGAGCAAUUAAUUUGUAGGCGUCCUCAGCGAAUAGCGCCCCGCUGCAAUUACUGGAGUUGUUGAUUAGCCGACCUAUCAGCGAGUGUCCAGCUCUAGCUGGGCGGACGGCGGGGAAUGCUCCGCGUCUCUACGAGCCCAGUGCGCGUUCUGACCCCUCCCCGGCAGCUCCUCCAACCCCAGGCGGAGAGGAGGGCCACGUGGCUCGGCUGCCGCAAGUGCUUGGCCGGGACUGGGUUCGCCCGAGGGUGAACAGGUCGCAGGGCGGAGUAGGAAGGGCCGGCCUCGGCCUGGGUGUCUCACCCGCAAUGGGCGUGCAGCCCCCCAACUUCUCCUGGGUGCUCCCGGGCCGGCUGGCCGGGUUGGCGCUGCCCCGGAUGCCCGCCCAUUACCAGUUCUUGCUGGACUUGGGCGUGCGGCACCUGGUGUCCCUGACGGAGCGAGGGCCCCCUCACAGCGACAGCUGUCCGGGCCUCACCCUGCACCGACUGCGCAUCCCAGACUUUUGCCCGCCGGCCCCUGACCAGAUCGAUCAAUUCGUGAAGAUCGUGGACGAGGCCAACGCCCGGGGAGAGGCGGUGGGCGUGCACUGUGCCCUGGGCUUCGGCCGCACUGGCACCAUGCUGGCCUGCUACCUGGUGAAGGAGCAGGGUUUGGCUGCAGGAGAUGCCAUCGCUGAGAUUCGGCGCCUGCGACCAGGAUCCAUCGAGACCUACGAGCAGGAGAAAGCCGUCUUCCAGUUCUACCAGAGAACGAAAUAAGGGGCUCAGCAGCCUUCUGCCAGGCACCGACCCUCCUGUUCUACAUGGACAAUGUGGCCAGAGAGGAAGUGAACUAAAGUAAUAAACCCUUACGCUCCCUUUGGCUCCUAUUGGACUUCUGUAGCCUUUCCCCACAGGCAUAACCUGGUUUACAGGAUGGCUGAGACCCCAUGAAAAUGCAUAAAUAAUAAGAACCAACUUAUGCUGCAUAGAAUUUUACAAAGCACUCCCAGUACACCAACAUGUGAGUUUCAUCAACCCUGUGAUGUAGAAAAGACAAAGACCAUCUUUAUUGUUCAGAUGAGGCAGCUAAGGCUCAGGCCCAGAAAGGUCCAAGGUCAUCAUUCUAGAAAAUGGAAAGAUGGGCCAGGACUGCAACACAUAUCUUUGUCUUCUUGAAGAUGCUGAAAAUCUCCGAUGCCUGACCAUAAUUGAUAUGGUUUCUGGAGAACUAGUGAUAAUGAUGCAAGUUCCCAGCCACAGCCUCCAAGCAGCCUCAGGGCUUUGACACUCCCAGGCCAGGAGGACCCCUGUUGAUACCAUCACAUAUUCUAGGUCCAUCUGCCCCACAUGGGUCACCUUUGCUCGUCUCAGGGCAGAGAAGGCCUGAAUGUUAUGUUCAUGGAUGAUCUCUAUCUCCCUGAGGUUGGGCUCCUCCUAUCAGCCUCACAUGAUCCUCAGCUUAUCUGGUACCUCCAGCCCACCAUGCCAUUCCCAGCCUCAGACCAAGGAAUGCUGGAACUGAGUCUGGGUGGUUAUGCAGAGAGGAUAUUAAUAUCAAAUAAAGAACUCUGGGGUACGAA